Messenger RNA from Hydractinia symbiolongicarpus, 2492 nucleotides. Its product is annotated as carbonic anhydrase 6-like. Lineage: Eukaryota; Metazoa; Cnidaria; Hydrozoa; Anthoathecata; Hydractiniidae. The coding region runs from base 610 to 1206 and encodes 198 amino acids. The transcript is spliced from 6 exons. The record is from RefSeq and is a predicted model, not a curated record. Gene Ontology annotation, molecular function: zinc ion binding; carbonate dehydratase activity.
AGAACAACUGCUGUAUCAUGGUAACAAGGGUGGCAAGAAGUUGCAACUAUAUACUAGUAAAUUAAAGAGAUGAUAAUAAAACUAAUCGUUAACCCGUAGAAAAAUCCACGGGGUCGCCCGUCGCGUUUGCUUGUCCUUUAAAUUUACCCGUCGCAACAAAGUGGAUAAAAAUAUAUCGCAUUUGAUAUUCGUGCACAUUUUAAAAAUUUCGUGUUUCCGUUACGGGACGUCGCUUUCGCGGACACACAGACAGACGACGGCUAUUAUUAAAGAGAUUGCAAGGUUCUGACGAACAUGAUGUGCUGAAUUUCUAAACCGUAACAAUCCUGUGCUUUUUAAUUCGUGUCAAGAGGGAGGAAGGUAUAAAUGCCAGUGUGCUAAGCUUGGAAAAUAUAGUAAUUGACACAAAAUUAGAUUAAAAAAAGCAGGAAAAAAAAUAUCUAGUAUACAAAGAACCUAAUUAAGCAUGAACCAUGUGUAAUUAAUUCCAUGCUAAUUAUCUUUCGGCGAGUUACUGCGCAUGUCUAAGUUUUCAAUAUUUAUGGUGCAUAAACGCCCUGUUAGCUCAUUUCACUGUCGAGUACAGAGUGAAAGACACAGGAGGAAGCCAUGUGUAAAAACAUGAAGCUGGUCGUGAUAUUGUUUGCAUGUUUUGUUCGUGCAGAAUCUAGUGAGGUUUGCGAAGCUGAUUGGGAUUAUAGAGGAAAGAAAAUGAAUGGACCGACAGACUGGUCAAAAACUCAUCCUUCAUGUAGUAGAAGCCUCCAAUCACCAAUUAACAUUGAUCUAAAACAAUUAUCACCUCCCAAUCGCGACAACGUAAUUUGGUUUGACAACUACUACACGCAUCCUGCAGCUGGAGAAACUUAUACCUUAAGCAACAAUGGACACACGUUGAUUUUCAAGCUUCCAGAAAACACCUGUUAUUAUCUGAAAAAAGGUCCAGAUACAUUUGUACCAAUGCAAGCACAUAUCCACUUUGGUUCGCUAGAUAUAAAAGGAUCCGAGCAUUCAAUAAAUGGACGUUACUCUCAGGCUGAGGUGCGUUUAUUGUUAAGUUACCGAGAUCUAAAUUUGAGUUAUUUGUUAUUAUUUCCAUCUAUUGCUUUUAGAUACAUAUUGUCCAUCGAAAUACAAAGUACGAUUCUUCUGACGUCUUGCUACACAGUGACGGUUUGCUGGUCGUGGGCACGUUUGUUAAUUUAAAGCCACACAGGUCAUCUCCUGUCCUCUCUGAGCUAUCCCGUUAUGCUGGAAAGUUAAUUCAUCCAGGAAGCAGUGUAAAAGUUCCCGCUUUUCCUUUGAUCCAGUUUUUACCAAGAGGUGUUACUUUCAGGCGUACUCCAUAUGUCAAUUAUCGUGGUUCGUUGACUACUCCGCCAUGCGCUGAAAGCGUUGAUUGGGUUGUUUUGACGCACCGUGUGCACAGCAUAAGUAUUCGAGACUUGCAGGCAAUUGAUAAAGUUCUGGAUUGCGAGAACUUACCGAUAUACGGAAAUUAUCGACCAACACAAGCAACAAAUGGACGACAGUUGUAUGGAGUUAAUAUGCCGCAGAAAAUCAGAUGUUAAUGCAGGAAGUUUUACAAAUGAUUUGGAAACAAAAACCUUUUAAUAAAAUAUUGUGACACUCCAUAAGUUAAUUAGCAUUUAAAUUGCGCUAUUAACACUUUCUAACACGUGUAGAAAAAAAUAAAACGAUUUUUAAGGUCUUUUUCAAAAUCGUUCCAUUUUUUUCUUUAUAAACUAUGGCUGUUAUUUUAUCAUUUUUUUUUUAAUCGGUACAUUUUGUUGCACAACCAAAUUUUAACUUUGUAUUGUGUUUUAUGAAACAGUACGUUAUGAAUAUUGGCUUAUAUACAAUCGUUUUUAUCUUCACGUUCAGACUUUAUCAGCAUUUAUAUGAGAAACCACUUUAUAAGAAACUAUUUUAUAAGAAACUUAUUGGAAAACUUUUUUUAGUAAUCAAAAAUUUAAGAAACUUUUACAAGUUGAGCGUUUGUCUGGUUUCUAAACAAAGAAAGGUUAAGAGUUUUGACAUUGAAGUUUUCCAGUUAAUUCUUGACAAAAAUGGAUACUUAUCUUUAAGUUAUGGAUUUUUUUCAAGAAUUUGUCGAAGCGCCAUUUUUUUUUUUGCAGACAGAGUGUUCGAGGCCGAAAAACGUCCGAGCUAAUGGCUACAAGGAAUAUUAAGUUUGCAAGCUUAAAUCAGAAAAGACUAUAAUGAUGCAGCAUGUUUAAUCUUAGUGUAGUGUCUAUUAGUUAACUCAGCUGCUAUGAAACCUCUUUUGGAAUUUUUUAAGGGUAGACUGGUCAUGUUUAACCCUUUCCAUCUAUAUGUCCGCUUUUAUUUCCAGAGAUUUCUCCGGUCUACUGCAUUUUUGCGUACUGUCAGUCAACGAUUGAGAGUUUUGAAUUUUGUUUUGGCAAUGUCGCUUAAUAUUGGUAUGUCGAGGCUUCUAAGGCAAGGAAGCGAGAAUAAUGUUCUUUCGA